AUGACGACCUUCGACGUCACCCGCGUACGCGCUGCCUUCCCCGCUCUGUCCUCGGACUUCCUGUAUGCGGACAACGCGGGCGGCUCCCAAUGUCUCGCCGAUGCCGCUGCGCGCAUCUCUGAUUACCUUCUGAACACGAACGUCCAGCUCGGGGCAGACUAUUCGGUGUCUGUAACUAGUACGGUCCGUGUCGAGAAAGGUGCUGAGGCGGCGCGGCAGCUGUUCAACGCAGAGAACGUCGACGAGGUCGCGUUUGGCAGCAGUUCAACGAUGCUCGUUGAGAACCUGGCACGCGCGAUGGAGGCCGAUAUCAAUGCCGGGGACGAAAUUAUCAUCACAGGCGAACAUGAGUCUAAUUGUGGGCCUUGGAAGAGAGUGGCUACUCGCCGAGGGGGCAUUAUCAAGUACUGGCACGCAACGCCGUCUCCUCUUUUUCCGAACAACCCCUACGCUGUGUUCCAUGAGGUAGACACGCUUCUUCUGCUCAUCACGCCAAAGACACGCCUUGUUGCGUUCACCGCGUGUUCAAACAUCCUUGGAUCUGUUGUACCCGUCAAGGAGGCUGUGCGAGUCAUUCGUGCGAAAGCGAAAGAGCUAGGAGUGCAGAAGCUCGAAGUGUGCGUGGACUGCGUCGCGUAUGCUCCGCACAGGCGUAUCGACGUCAGAGAUUGGGAUAUCGAUUACUGCUAUUUCUCCUGGUACAAGGUGUACGGUCCGCACGCAUCGGCGCUGUAUGUGCGAACACCUUCCCUGAAGCUCUCAUUGUCUUCGCUGGCACACACCUUCCUUGAUGUGGCCUCCAAACCGUACAAGCUGCAGCCAGGCGGGCCAGGCUACGAGCUCGUGUGGGGGUGCACCGCCGUGCCUCCAUACCUGCGUGCGCUUGCACCUUCUGGCGACCUCUGUGACGCGUUCCAGCUGAUCGCGCACCACGAGCAGACUCUGAUAGAGCCUCUGCUGGUGUUUCUACGGAGCAAGGAGGCGAGGGGCGUGCGCAUUGUGGGAGAUGAACACGCCGGGCUGAGCAGAGUGCCAACCAUCAGCUUUUUGGUAAUUGGCGAUCGUGCCAUGCGUAGCCAGGACCUGGUGAAAGAGUUUGAUAAGAGAGGCAAGAUUGGGAUUCGCUGGGGCCACUUCUAUGCGUACACGCUAAUCGACACACUGGCACCGAAAGUGGAUGUCAAGGACGCGGUUGUACGAAUUUCGUUGGUGCAUUACAACACUUCCGAUGACGUUGCACACAUCAUUGAGACACUCGAGGAGGUUCUGGCCUGA
Molecule: messenger RNA, 1275 nt
Organism: Sparassis crispa
Lineage: Eukaryota; Fungi; Basidiomycota; Agaricomycetes; Polyporales; Sparassidaceae
Product: Cysteine desulfurase-like protein
Exons: 4
Coding region: 1-1275 (424 amino acids)
Source: RefSeq, a predicted model, not a curated record